AUGGAGCUCGGGUCCGCCGAAGUCGAGGUCCGCCACGAUGCGACGCGUGGCCGCGGUGUCUACGCAAAGGCUGCGCUGCCAGCCAACCAAGUCGUGCUCAAGGACUCGCCCAUCUCGGUAGCAUCAGCCCACGAAGUCGAUAGCGAUGACGAUAGCGACAACGAGACGGAGACCACGCCACCGCUUGUCUGCUGCGUUUGCAAGCGCUUCGUGGGCUCAGUGCCGUUGCAACUGCAUUACCUCGCCGGUAGCUUUCAGCUUCUCUCGGGCAUGUGCAGUGACGAGCGCUGUGUGCAACCGUUGCCAGCGUCGGUCCAGGCCAUGACCGCGCAGCCGACGCUGCCCAACAUGCCACCCGCGUCGACACCAGUCUACUUGACCAACGUUGUCUGCUCGAAGAUCUGUGGCGACGUUCUGCACGCGCAGCCGACGAACGUCUUUUCUUCGAUCUUCCAGCGGAGCGAGCCUUUCCAAGCGCACAACGCGGUGCUCAAGCAUCUCUCUCUUGUCACAGCCAUACUCGCGCGUAUUUACUACCGACUCUGCGUACAAGCGCGGUUGUCGGGCGCUCUCGACUGGGAAGCCGCCGUCCACGACAUUCUGCACCUCGAAGCUUGUCCGUUGCUCGCCCAGACGAUCGACAAUGACGCCGCAUCGGCCGCGCACGCGUACAUGCUGCGUGCGUUCUCUUCCAAGUCCAAAGUCUCAGCUGCGUUCCAAGCACACGUCGACUUGGCCUUUUUCGUGGGGCUCCUCGGGCGGGCCAAGGUCAACGCCGUCGGUGUCGAUGUCCCGUCGCCCAUUGUCCCGUACUUUCUCUCGUGCGAAGGCGAUCCAGCUACAAAAGCUGAUCUAGUUGCUCAAGCCGCACCGCUGCUUGAGCGCGUGCUCCAAAAGCUCUGCCACAUGGGUGACGACGACGACGGCGACUCGGAAGUCGAGCCAUCGGACGACGACGAAUCGAACGACGAGUCAGAUGACGCAUCGGAUGACGCGACCGACGCCACGGACGCGACAGACGUCACGGACGACCGGAAGCGAGCAAAUCCAGACGCCGACAAUGGCUCUGAUGACGAAGACGAGGACAUUCACUUUGUUUGGUCCACGGCGGACGACGGCAGCGCUGGCUGCGACAUUGAGUUCAACUCGUCGGCGUUCCCGUCCAUGGAUGGGACCGCCCUCUUCCCCCGCUUCUCGAUGCUCAACCACUCGUGCGCACCCAACUGCGGCUUUACGUACGUCAACGAGACGGACAUCACGGUCUUCACGACGCAGGACGUUGCGCCUGGCGACGAGCUCACCAUCUCGUACAUCGAGCGCCACGCACCAGUGAGUGCGCGCCAAGCCGACCUCCGCUCCCGCUACAACUUUACGUGCGCGUGUGUCCGUUGCACGACCGAGCUCGCCGCGGGCAAAGGCAAGCGGAAGCUCCAGGACGCCACUGACAAACCUCGCAAGAAGAUGGCACCAUUGGCGUCGUCAUAA
This is a messenger RNA of Saprolegnia parasitica CBS 223.65, 1485 nucleotides long. RefSeq lists its product as hypothetical. Gene Ontology annotation, molecular function: protein binding. The record is from RefSeq and is a predicted model, not a curated record. Bases 1 to 1485 code for a protein of 494 amino acids. NCBI's taxonomy places the organism in Eukaryota, Oomycota, Saprolegniomycetes, Saprolegniales, Saprolegniaceae. Gene Ontology annotation, cellular component: nucleus. The transcript has 2 exons.